AUGUCCCUCCCUCGUCAGCUCAGGGAUGAGAGUGACUAUGAACAACUGCCGGGAGAUGUUGCAGUCUCUGCCCACAUUGCUGAUGUUGAGGAGAGAAGUGGGUUCACAGUAUAUUAUACAUUUGUCAUUGAGGUUAAAACAAAAGGAGGCAGUAAGUAUUUUAUAUACAGAAGAUACAGCGAGUUCUUUACUCUGCACUCUAAGCUAGAGCAGAAUUAUGGACCAGAGAAUGGAGCUGCACCAUACAUUUGCUCCCUGCCCCCUUUGCCAGCAAAGAUUUAUGUUGGAAACAAGAAGGAUAUUGCUGAAGGUCGCAUCCCCCUUCUCAAUGCAUACAUGAAGGUAUGGUUG
Messenger RNA from Staurois parvus, 351 nucleotides. The record is from the annotation of a GenBank genome assembly. Lineage: Eukaryota; Metazoa; Chordata; Amphibia; Anura; Ranidae.